Messenger RNA from Gekko japonicus, 657 nucleotides. RefSeq names its product chromosome unknown open reading frame, human C15orf43 (gene TERB2). The record is from RefSeq and is a predicted model, not a curated record. The transcript has 7 exons. Gene Ontology annotation, cellular component: nuclear inner membrane. Lineage: Eukaryota; Metazoa; Chordata; Lepidosauria; Squamata; Gekkonidae. Gene Ontology annotation, biological process: meiotic attachment of telomere to nuclear envelope; homologous chromosome pairing at meiosis. Bases 1 to 657 code for a protein of 218 amino acids.
AUGUUCACUGGCCGCCGGGCCUGGUUCUCCCAAAGCGUCUCCCGAGAGCUCUGUGACCUCUGGGUUGCCGAAGGAGGAGUGAUCACAAACCACAAGGAUGCUGAUUACCUGUUCAGCAGUGAUGCUUCCCACCCUGAUACAAAAAGGAUACACGAGAGCUUAGAUUAUCUAGAAGACAGAAUUGAAGUUUUUCAUUCCUUUUACCUCCAUUCAAGUGCCAACUCUGAAAUUAAAACUGCGGUCCCACUGGGACACUUCCUCCUCCCGCCUGCCUGCAUACAAGAAGAAAUCAGGGGGGAAAUUGGCAGUUUUAUAUGGGAGCAAAUAACUGAGCCUCCGAGGCCUCAGCCGAGUGCACCUGUUGAAACAAGCCAGGCCGGGAACGACCAAGACCUAAAUGACUCCAGAGGGUUGGAGAGAAGUGAAGACCAUCAAACCCCAGGACCACCAGAAAGAACGAGACUGGCCUACGUUCCCCUGCAGGAUUAUCCAGCCAGUAACAUGGUGACAGGUUAUGACUCUGCUAAAGAGAUGAAGAAAUAUCUUGGCGAGAUACGGGAUUUCAUUCCUGGACGCUCUGGUUACUUGGUGUACUGUAUACAGAAUGAAACUAGUUUCUUCUCUGAUAGGAAACCAAGCUUGAAACGAAAGUUAUAA